Messenger RNA from Mytilus trossulus (common blue mussel), 7026 nucleotides. RefSeq names its product chromatin-remodeling ATPase INO80-like. Gene Ontology annotation, molecular function: ATP-dependent chromatin remodeler activity; DNA binding; ATP binding. The coding region runs from base 217 to 4599 and encodes 1460 amino acids. NCBI's taxonomy places the organism in Eukaryota, Metazoa, Mollusca, Bivalvia, Mytilida, Mytilidae. Gene Ontology annotation, cellular component: Ino80 complex. The record is from RefSeq and is a predicted model, not a curated record. The transcript has 37 exons. Gene Ontology annotation, biological process: chromatin remodeling; DNA repair.
GUUCCCACAUGAAGCAUUAAUAUCUUUUAAAUAUAAUAAAUUAUCACUUAGUAAUGGCGGAAGACCCCCAGCAAAGGUGGAAGAUAUUCGUGAACUCGGCAAUGUUUGCUAGCCGCCAGUCGAGCCUGCACAAUGAAUUCCGCCAUUUUGAUUUUCUUCAGUCAUUCAUGAUACUCAACUAUUCAUCGAAGGUUGAACCAAAGAGUGAUAUAAAUAAUGCUGCAGCACAGUACAUCACUUGAACACAACUAUGGACAACUUGCCAAACCACUACAUGUGCAACAGGUUGAACAAGCCUUAAGAUUGGAACCAUUUUUGAAUUAUGUAGAAGAUGUAAUAAAUAAACCAACUGCAAAUAGUGAGUGUGAAAGUACAGAUAGUGACUAUGAUGUUCUACAACCCAUGGUUAAGGAUAGCGAGGGCAGCAAGAUAUUGAAUGGUGUUACAAUUACAAAAGCAGAAAGAAAAGCAGACAAAACAAGGCUAUACAACUUCAGUAAGGUUAAGAAGUCAAGAAGAUGGCUGAGGAACAUACUUUUAAGUGAUAGCUCAUCUGAUGAAGAUGAGGAGAAGGCAAUUACUAAUGAAGAUUUACAAACCAUGCUUAAAAUCCACAAAUACCAGAGGAAACACCAGAUGCUGUUUUACCAAGAUAAUGAGCACCAUCAACACCAGUAUUACAGUACAGGUCUCCUAUCUAACUAUGACAAGUACCAUGAUCAUCAAAAACAUUUUCUGGGACCAAAGAAAAAGAUUGCUAAAGAACAGAGAAAACAGGAGAAGAAAUUGAAAGUCAAACUGAAAAAGCUGAAGAAGGAAAGAUUGUCACCAGAUUCAAGUCAAGAAGAUGAAAUAGAUCCAUCUAUCUUAGAAGCAAUAUUAGCUCAUCGUAGAAAUGAAGCCAGAGGAGAAAAAAAACUGUCACCAGAACAGGCUGAUAUUAAAAGAAAGAAAUUAUGGAUUACCAUCGCUAAAAAAGAAAUACCAAAGGCACAAAAACAAAAGGUAGCUGCAAGGAAAGAGGUGUUACAGUCAUUAAAGAAGGUAUCACAGCAGUGUAUGAGAGAAGUGAGGAAGGCAGCCAUUCAGUCACAGAAAACAAUGAAGGAACAACAGUCAAGGGCUAGGAGAAUGACUAGAGAAAUGGUCACUUAUUGGAAGAGAUUUGAAAAAGUAGAGAAAGAACACAGAAAGAAAGCAGAGAAAGAAGCAUUAGAACAGAGAAAGAUGGAUCUAGAGUUGCGGGAGGCCAGAAGACAACAGAGGAAGUUAAACUUUUUAAUUACCCAGACAGAACUAUAUGCUCACUUUAUGGCUAAGAAAAUGACAGGUGAUUCAGAGGAGAGACAGAAUGAAAUAUUACAUCAGCUGGAUGAAACCAAACCAGCAGGACAAGUCACAGUCAGUGGUGGGGUCCUUACUGAUUCUGCAUGUGAUGAUUAUGAUAGUGAUCGUAUGAAAGAUGUAGCUUUAAGAAAUGCUGAGGAUGCUUAUUCUAAACAUCAAGCAAAGAAUUCCAUGUUUAGACCAGAAUCAGUCACUGCUAGCAUGGAAUCCUCCUUUGCAAACCCUUCUAUCAGUACUGAUGCAGACCGUCCACAGCCAAGUAUAUUUGAGGGCACAUUGAAGCCUUAUCAAUUAAAGGGUAUGAAUUGGCUUGCAAACCUGUAUGACCAAGGUAUCAAUGGUAUCCUUGCAGAUGAGAUGGGUCUUGGUAAAACUGUACAGAGUAUAGCAUUACUUGGUCAUCUUGCAGAGAAUCAAGGCAUCUGGGGGCCAUUUCUUGUUAUUGCACCAGCUUCUACGCUACAUAACUGGCAACAGGAAGUGUCCAGAUUCUUUCCUAGAUUUAAGGUUGUGCCAUAUUGGGGGAACUCUCAAGACAGAAGAAUUUUACGUAAAUUUUGGGAUUCACAGAACUUACAUCAAGAGGAGGCAUCAUUCCAUGUUGUGAUAACAAGUUACCAGCUUGUCAUCCAAGACGUGAAAUAUUUCCAGAGAAUAAAGUGGCAGUACAUGAUACUUGAUGAAGCUCAGGCUAUUAAAAGUAGUAGCAGUGUACGAUGGAAAAUAUUACUUGGUUUUAACUGCAGAAACAGACUUCUUUUAACUGGAACACCUAUACAAAACAGUAUGGCAGAGUUAUGGGCAUUGUUACAUUUCAUCAUGCCAACAAUGUUUGAUUCACAUGAAGAAUUUAAUGAAUGGUUUUCUAAAGAUAUAGAAAGUCAUGCAGAAAAACAAUCUGGGAUAGAUGAAAACCAGUUAUCCAGAUUAAGAAUGAUCCUACAACCAUUUAUGUUAAGGAGAGUGAAGAAAGAUGUGGAAAAUGAACUUUCAGACAAGAUUGAAAUUCUAGUGUAUUGUCCACUGACUACCAGACAGAGGAUGUUAUACAAGGGAAUAAAGAACAAGAUUUCCAUAGAAGAUCUCCUCAGUAGUUCAUCCUCAUCCUCAUCUGCUCAAAACUCUGCCAGUAGUCUCAUGAAUAUUGUUAUGCAGUUCAGAAAGGUUUGCAAUCAUUCCGAGUUGUUUGAGAGAAGAGAAGUAAAGUCACCAUUUUUUAUGAAGAGAGAACCAUUUACAAUACCAAAACUAGUGUACAGAAAUUGUGUGCAAGACUUGAAUGUGUCCAGUAAACAAAAGAUUCUGUACAAUAUGUUUUAUGUGUUUUCUCCUGAAAAUAUCCACCAGUCUAUGUGUUCAGAUUGUUCAAGUACCGUUGUAAAUAGUUUGUUUUCCUUCACCAAAUUUAUAGACAUAUCACCUAAAGAACUCCAUAACUAUAUGUUUGGAGGUUUACUUGUAAGGUGGUUAGGAAUUUUUCUAAUGAUGAAAAUGGCAUACAGCAUACAUCACCAUAGAACAUGGCAUAAAGAAGAUCAAAGUAAAUAUUUAAAUAGAAGAAGUUUUCUACUGUAUACAGAUAAUCCAUUGUCUUUCACAAAUGUAAAUAACAGUCCAGUGCUCAGUGAACUAGUAUUCACAAAUUACACAUCAGCUUUCUUUGGAUAUGAGAAUCAUACCUUACAUUGUAUGAAGGAAACUCAGGAACAUUGUAAAUUACGGCACAGAAACCAGAAGAAGAAAACUCCAUUUAGUCCUCCUCAUUCACCUACAAAGAGUCCCAGUCAUCAUCCACUGCCUCAUGAAAUUCCACAUCAUCAUAAAUACAGACCACCAAGGGUACUGAAAUGUCAACCGACAGAGCUACCACCAUACAUGUACUACACAAUGCCUAAGGUCAAUGUAAAUGCUCCUAGCUGGGAAUGUCAUGACAGGUCAGCAGCUUGGCAGAUAAUGAAAGAGAAUCUGUGUGGAACAUUGGAAGCCAGACAGAGUCUGUUGUAUGGUACACCAGAAAUAUACACUGGGGUCCGUUGGUGGAACCCCUGGUACUUCUCCAAAGUCCAGCCUGGAGGUCUUCUUGGUGUUCGUCCUAAACAUGGAAUGUCAGGGGUACACUGUCCAGACAAAGAGAGUUUGGUUACAGAUGCUGGCAAGUUGUUUGUGUUGGAUACAUUGCUACAGAGACUGAAGUCUGAAGGUCAUCGUGUACUUAUAUACUCACAAAUGACAAAAAUGAUUGAUCUCUUAGAGGAGUACAUGUGGCAUAGAAAGCAUAUCUAUAUAAGAUUGGAUGGUUCAUCUAAGAUAUCAGAGAGACGAGACAUGGUGGCUGAUUUCCAGUCACGGAAUGAUAUCUUUGUGUUCUUACUAAGUACAAGAGCUGGUGGAUUGGGAAUUAAUCUUACUGCUGCUGAUACUGUGAUAUUUUAUGAUAGUGAUUGGAACCCAACCGUGGAUCAACAAGCUAUGGACAGAGCCCACAGAUUAGGUCAGACCAAACAAGUUACAGUAUAUAGACUGAUCUGUAAAGGGACCAUUGAAGAGAGAAUUCUACAGAGGGCUAAAGAAAAAAGUGAGAUUCAGAGAAUGGUAAUUAGUGGAGGAACUUAUAGACAAGAUGUACUCAAGCCAAAGGAAGUUGUCUCCCUUCUUAUUGAUGAUGAAGAAAUGGAACGAAAAGUAUUACAGAAGACAGACGAAAAGGGACCAUCAAAUGAAGGAGGCAAGGAGAAAGAAAAGAAAAGAAAAAGAGAAUAUGUCAGGAAAAAGGAUUCCAAAAAGGUGAAACAAGAUGAGAAUGUAACAAUUCCAGCUGAUACAGAGUCCAUGACAAGUUUUGAUUCUAUGUCCGUCCCAGCCAGUCCUCAAAGUGGUAUAUCAUAUGGCAGUGAGUUGACUCAGCAAUCAGGAUUUGGUGUAGAUGACAGUAGUAAUGAUGCUUUGGUCAUUGUUGAUGAUCCACUAUUGGGAGGUUCAACUCAAGCUUUGACACCACCAACUAAAAAAGGAAAGAGAGGUCGUCCAAAAGGUUCAACAGGAACGCGAAGGCCUAGAGGUAGAGGACUGAAGAAAGCUUUGAGUGCUGCUGAAAUUGCAGGUGCCCAGGCAGGCUUAACAGCAGCUUAUGCUGCCUAUGGAUAUAAUUUCACAGGUACUGGUGGUUCUCCAAGCAGUAAAAGUAAUAGUUCAUUUAUGAUUGGUGAUUCUCCAAAAAACACAAACUCUCCACAAGAUUCAAAGAAACAAUAGGGCUAUGUUUUAUGUGUGCAAACAUUGUUGAUGCAUUUUAAUGAUUGCAUGUGAUGCAAAUUGAAAUUGUUUUUAAGAUGCAUUUAAAUGAUUGCAUUUGAUUCAAAUUUACGUUGUUGUUGAGAUGCAUUUAAAUGAUUGCAUGUGAUUCCAAUUUAAGUUGUAAGUUCAGAAGUCUGCAUGUCAUUGCCUAAUGCAUUUAUUUGAGUAAAUUUAAUUUUUUAUCUGUCUUCAUACCUCACCUGGAACAUUAAAUGUAUUUGUUGUUUCUUCAAUCCUUUCAACAAGUUGUUCAAUAAAACUUUGACAGUACAUUUAAACGACUCUUUUGAACAAAGUUUUGGUUAAGUGCUUUUACCAUUUCUACUUCUUUGAAAACAUUUAUUUAAAAAGAUUUCAUCAAGACUAUGCAUUGUUGAUUUUACACAUUAUUGUAAUACCUAAUUUAUGAAAACCUUGCCAGGAACAAUUGAAAAUUCCAAUAAUAAACCAAUUUGAUAUCUUUGAAUAAUUUAAUUUUAGAUGUAACACGUCUUCUGAUUGGCUGACAUUUUUUGUUUAUCUUCAAGACAUAAUUUUGUCAUGUGACCGUGAAGUCAACAACGUUUUUUCAUGGUUUACUCCGGUUUAAAAUGGAAUUAAGAAUUAAAUUAUCAGAAAUUACCAAUAUUUAUUCUGUCUAUUCGAAAUAACAUAAAAACUAUGGUGCACACUUUAAAAUAACCUGAUACACAGGUUAUUAAGUGUUCACUACAUUUUUAGCUCACCUGACCUGAAAGGUCAAGUGAGCUUUUCUCAUCACUUGGCGUCCGUCGUCCGUAAACUUUUACAAAAAUCUUCUCCUCUGAAACUACAUGGCCAAAUCUAACCAAACUUGGCCACAAUCAUCCUUGGUGUAUCUAGUUUAAAUAAUGUGUCCGGUGACCUCGCCAUCCAACCAAGAUGGCCGCCAUGGCUAAAAAUAGAACACAUGGGUAAAAUGUAUAUUUUGGCUUAUAUCUUUGAAACCAUAACAUUUAGAGCAAAUCUGACAUGGGGUAUAAUUGUUGAUCAGGUCAAGAUCUAUCUGCCCUGAAAUUUUCAGAUGAAUCAGACAACAUGUUGUUGGGUUGCUGCCCCUGAAUUGGUUAUUUUAAGGAAAUUUUGCAGUUUUUGGUUAUUAUCUUGAAUACUAUUAUAGAUAGAGAUAAACUGUAAAUAGCAAUAAUGUUCAGCAAAGUAAGACCUACAAAUAAGUCAACUAGACCAAAAUUGUCAGUCAACCCCUUAAGGAGUUAUUGCCCUUAAUAGUCAAAUUUUAACAACUUUUCGUCAUUUUUUGUAACUUGUACAAAAAUCUUCUUCUCUGAAACUGCAUGGCCAAAUAUAACCAAACUUGGCCAUAAUUAUCAUUGUGGUAUAUAGUUUAAAAAAUGUGUCCGAUGACCCCGCCUUCCAAACAAAAUGGCCGCCAUGGCUAAAAUUAGAACAUAGUGGUAAAAUGCAGUUUUUGAUUUAUAUCUUUGAAACUAAGACAUUUAGGGCAAAUCUUAAAUGAUUUAAAUGUCCAUCAGAAUAAGAUCUAUCCCCUCACAUUUUCAGAUGAAUCCGACAAGUUGUUGUUGGGUUGCUGCCCUAAAAUUGGUAAUUUUAAGGAAAUUUUGCAGUUUUUGGUUAUUACCUUGAAUACUAUUAUAGAUAGAGAUAAACUGUAAAUUGCAAUAAUGUUCAGCAAAGUAAGAUCUACAAAUAAGUCAACAUGAUCAAAAUUGUUAGAGCACCCCUUAAGGAGUUAUUGCCCUUUAUAGUCAAUAUUGAACAAUAUUUCGUCAUUUUUGUAAUUUGUACAAAAAUCUUCUUUUCUUAUACUAUGGGCCAAAUAAACCAAACUUGGCCACAAUCAGUACUAGGGUGUCUAAUGACCUACCAACCAAGAUGACCGACAUCAGUAAAUACAGUAACAGGUGAGCGACACAGGCUCUUGAGAGCCUCUAGUUUAUGUUACUUCUUCAUAGACAGAAAAAAAUAUUACAGUCAUUCCUUUAAUAAAGGAAUCAUCAUUCUAGCUUUAUAUAAUGAAUUCUGACUUAGCUAAUUUGAUAUAAUGGCCAAUGCUUAAUGCAUGAAACUAGGUUAAAGGGCAGUUAGUUAAUAUGAUUAUGUUGAAGUGGUUAUACAAAGAAAAGAAGAUGUGCAUGUUUGGGAAAAAAAAUACUGAAGAAGUCUGUAGAUCUUGCUUUAUUUUAUUGAAUCUGUAAUAGAAAUACCACUAUAUUUGCUAUUGAUAAAAGCAUGUAACAUUUACAUGAAUUUUAUCUUACAUUGCUUCUUAUUUAUACAAUAUAUUUUAUAAUAGAUUGUUAUGUUUAAGUGAUGGCUAUUUGUUUAUAUACAAAUAUUGGAAACGAUUACAAAAUCAUGGGGAAAAUAUAAAAUAUUAAAACCAGA